Messenger RNA from Rhopilema esculentum, 10130 nucleotides. Lineage: Eukaryota; Metazoa; Cnidaria; Scyphozoa; Rhizostomeae; Rhizostomatidae. The record is from RefSeq and is a predicted model, not a curated record.
UUGACUUUUAUCAUAAAAGUACAUAUGAAUUUAAAAAGUUGAUAAUCAUCUUUUGGAAGAUCCUGUUUAUACAAGGCCUUUGCAAACAUUGCUUGUUUCCAAUGUACGCAAAGUAAAUCUGAGUAAACUAAGUACCCUCUUCCUGUUUAGAUGUGCAAAUAGUAUGGAGUACCCUAAGGGUAUGAUUCCUGUUUUGGCAACAGGUAUUGGAGACUGCCUUUUUAAUUCUGUGGGAAAGUUGCUUUUUGGCACAGAGGCAGUUACACCAAUUUUGAGGCUUUUGUUCAUAACUGGUGCCAUUGGUCACGUAGAUCAUUAUAUAGAAGAGUACAGGUCUCGUUACAACACAAAAGAUUGUGCUUACGAGAUGCUGUAUGUAAUGUCAACUCAGGAAGUUUUUGAAAAAAGACCUGUCAUGGAAAGUACCAGUGUGACCGACAUUAUCAGGUUUGCUGUCAUUAGCGAGAUUACAGAGCUAUCUAAAAAGGAUGCCUAUGCAGGGGAGAGGAAGAUGGCAUUUGAGGUUCCAGCUGCAAGCCAAGAGAACAUGUGUGCAGCAUUGAAAAGACUUGACUGCAUUGCUGUCGUUAAAGAGCGCCAAGAAUGGGUGAGCUGCAGAAAUUGUGGGCUCAGAUAUCAUUCAGCUUGCAGCCGUCUUGGGAGGAAAGAGGAGAAUUUGUUUGUUGCCUGGGCCUGCUUGUAAAAGAGCAGAUAGAGAGGGACAUUAACACAAUACGACACCAUUUUCCUGAUAUAGCUAGACAGGUUCCCUCUUCGCUCUUUCCUAUACCUCUAAGUUUAGCAAUUAACAUUUCAUUACUGAAGUUGAAUUUUAGCAACAUAUUUACUUUUUCAAGUAGACUUCUGAUAAUGCACUUUGCAAUUUCUACGACCCACAUAUCCUUACAAUAUUGACAAUGAAAAAUUGCUGCUUUAACAAACGAGCUCAUGUAAGCUGGUUAAAUUAAGUUAUUGGCUUGGCUAAUUCAUAUGAUUUAACAAAUGGAUCAAAAAAAGGAAUGCCCUAUCUCAAACUCAAAAUAUUUUUUUCAACAUAAAAUUGAUUAAUUACAAUAUACCGGUUAACAUAAUUAUACUAAAUAUACAAUAUCCAAGUUAAUUUGGCUAAAUAACAAUGAAUGGUCAACCGCAAUAUUUUAUAGAACAGCAAUGAGAAUUAAAAAAUUUUAGGCUGAUGGACACAUGGAAAGAACUUUGGGCAAGCUAUCGAGCCAUGUAUCCAAAUUGAUGUGUUUAAAAUGACGUUUUUAAGUUUGAAUAAUAACAGUAAGAUAUAACAAGAAUAAAAUAAAGUAGAACGAAAUAAAAAUAAGACUAUGUGUAAUAUUGUAAUAACAGCUAAGUGCAAUUAUAAAAUAAUCAUAAAUUAAUGAAGCCUACAGAUGUCAAAUUUUGUUUAUAAGAAAAUAUUUCAUCUGUUUCGCAAAGUGGUGUUUAUUAUCCAUCCUUUUUAACUCUAUAGGUAGGGAGUUCCAAAAUUUAAUACCAUCGAAAGUGAGAAAGUUUUUUUAAAGUUUGUGGAAAUGGAUGGAAGAGAAAAACCUUCAGAAGAAGAUUGCAGUGUAUUAUAAUUGUGUACAUUUUUUGUUUUUACAAACUCGCCUUCAAGAGAACUUUUGUCAGAGCUAUUUUGAUAUAUCAUUUUUGCUGUCUCAAGCAGGUAAAGUUUAUCAAAGUUAAAUAUUUUGAGGCGUUUAAAUAUAGGUUCACUAUGUGCAGUGAAGUUCGCAAAGUCAAUUACUCUAACUGCUUUUCGUAAGUUACGUUUUAAAGGUUCCAGGGUAGUUUUAUUAGCACAACCCCAAUUUAAUAUACCAUAUAGUACAUGUGAUUGAAUGAAUGAGGAGUAUAAAGUCUUGGUACCAGAUGUCUCAAUUUAUAUAGCACUCCGAUUCCUUUUGAUAAUUUUAAAUUUAUUUGCUUUAUAUGCAAUUUCCAGGUAAGCUUAUUAUCAAUUAUUACUCCAAGAUAUUUAGUGUAAUUUUCUUGUUUGAGAUCUCUGUUAUUAAUUUUUAAUUUGAUGUUUCUAUCAGUUUUACGAGAGCUUAUCAGCAAAAAGUUCGAUUUAGAUACAUUUAGCGAUAGCUUAUUAGCCAAUAACCACACAGAUAAGAUAACCUUUGUAACUCCGAAUUGGUGGUUUGUUCUAGGAUGUCAAGAUUUUUGUUAGCCAAUAAAAUACUGGUGUCAUCUGCAAAUAGUCGAAACUGAAGAAUUUGAGUAGAUUUAUAAAUGUCAUUUAUAUAAAUCAAGAACAAUAGUGGCCCAAGUACACUACCUUGUGGGACACCACAAUUGAUAGUAAGCUCAUUUGCAUUAACGCCAUUCAUUGCAACUAUUUGGGUUCUUUUAGUUAAGUAUGAUUUAAACCACAAGUAUGUAAUACCUCUGAAACCAUAAUGUUCUAAUUUUUCUAGCAAAAUUUUCAAGUAUUUGGUUGAAGAUAGGUAAAAUUGAGAUAGGUCGAUAGUUUACUUAUUCUAACUUGGAAUUACCUUUAUGGGUAACUUUUGCAAAUUUUAAUUUUUCUGGAAAGGCACCAAGAGAAAAGGAUGAAUUGGCGAUAAGUGCAAAAGGCCCUGAAAUAGUCAUACGGACCAAUUUUAUAAGUUUAGAGGGAAUAUCAUACAAAUCAUUUGAUUUGUUUUCAUCUAGAUUGGCAAUGAUGUCAUUUACUUCUUCAGGUUGACGCAUGUUGCAUGUUGACAUGGUUUUGUAAAGACUGUGUUGCAGAUGCGUUACAGAUUGACUUUUUUGUUUUAAGAAAUUUUUUGUAAUGUUUAUUUUUAAUCGAGAUUGACUCCAAGAUUCCUUUUGUUAUCCAGGGUUUUAGUCUUUGUUUGUACAUUUUUCGUGAAACCGGUUUUAAUGGAGCAUGUUUUUGCAUAUUAUUAAUUAGUAUAUCAUGAAAAAUGUUAUAUUGCUCGUCUGCGCCUUGAAUUAAGUUUAAUUUUUCAUCCAAGUUUGAUUGGCGCAAGUCAUGUAUAUAUGAAUCUAGGUUAAAAUUGUUAUAGUCGCAAUAAAAACCUCUGUUUUUACUUUUUGAUUUUAGGUUGAUACUUUUGCAAAAUAUAAAGUUUGGUAAAUGAUCACAGAUUUUUGUUAUUAAAUUUCCACUUAGUUUUUCAUGUUCUAUUGAAUUUAAAAAAAUAUUGUCAAUCAAUGAUGGUUUAUUACUAUUGAUAAUUCUAGUGGGCUGGAGUAUAUGUGGCUGGAAGAAGUUUGAAAGCAUGAGAUUUAUAAACUUUUCGGUAUAUUCAUCUCAAUCAAUGUUUAAAAGAUUAAUAUUUAAAUCUCCAGUAAUAAAGACUGUCUUAUUUUCCUUUCGAAGUUUACUAGAGAUUAUGUUUGUUAGAUAUUCUAGGAACUCAACAUCAUUUCUUUUCUUUGGGUGACGAUAAAUAAUAGCAAUCAAGAAGUUCUUAUUGUUCUGAGAUUUAAUUUCGGUCCAGUUUGCUUCAAACUCACUACUAUUAUCUGAGUGAGAAAUAUUUAAGUCCUCUCGAGGAUGAAAAGAUAGUUCUUCAGAUACAAAAAAGCCGCAGCCCCCUUUCAUGCUUUUACCAGAUGUUCCUGUGUAUUUUUGAUAACCUUCUAAGGUUAAAUUUUCAGUAUUUGAUUCAUUGUUAUUGGUUAUCCAUGUUUCAGAUAGAGCAAUAAUGUCAAAUUUAUGUUCUAAUGAAGUAGUUAAUAACUCUAAAUUUUCAAAGUUUUUAUUCAAAGAGCAAAUAUUUGUGUGCAUCAGACUAAAAAAGGGUGAAUGUUCAGGAUUUAGUUUCCUAGUUAACUUAUGAAAUUCAUGCGUUGUAUAAAAUUUGAAAUUAGCAUUUAAGUUUAAGUUUUGAUCAGUAUCGUUAUCUGCAUUCAGAUGAAAAUGAUUAAGAUAAUGUUUAUCUAGAUUCAAUUCUGUAAUAGUUUCUAAACAUUCGUAGUCUGUCAGGUCUUUUGUUACGUCAUUACAAAGACAUAGCUCAUUAAAAUUGAAGUUACUGGAAAGAAUAUCCUGAGCGUGAACAGAAUUGAAAGGAAAAACAUGGUAGCGACAGCUAGGGCAAAGCCAUUGUUGUGCGUCAGCACCUAGAUUUAAAAUAUCUUAACCUGUUAAACCAGAGCAUUUCCUGAUGUGAAUAUAGCUUUUUCAAUAUUAUUAACACGUUUAUCGCAAACAGAGCAGGAUUUGUUAAAGUCAAUAAUCAAAUGGUGUUGCUUCUUUUCUGCGGACUUCAGGGUCAAAAAACUGUGCUUUCAUCCAGUCUGGCAUUACACCGACAUAGCUCUUUGAUAAAAAAUCAAUGUUAUUGUCAAGAACACUUUUCAAGUUCUCAAAGUUUGCUGGCUUUAUAUCAUUGACUGGAAAGGUUGCAUGGCUAAUUGCUUCAACACUUGGGAAUGACUUCAAAAGAAUUGUUGCCAUGUGGGUGACUUGUGAUGUUGCAGAAGUAGUGGCACGUGGAUUAGCAUGGAUAUUAUGGUAGUCAUCUAUAAAAAUUACCACCAUAUGACCCUUUUCUGCUGCAUUUUUAAAAAAAUCAUUCACGGUUUUGCUAUGAUUUGCAGCAAUGCCUUCAUUAGUAUUAAUUACUGUGCGUGGGUGUGCUGUAAAACCCAUAUUAUGGAGGGUUUCCAUACCCUUACUUGUAACCCCAAAGCCUCUUAGAGUCCUGGCAGUUGCCACUUGAAACCAAUUAGCCCUUUGCGACUGACCAUAGACAAGGCUGUAUAUAAUUGAAACAGCUCUUUUUUCAAUCAAUUUUUUUCUUUCAGCUGUUUGUCUGGCAGUUGACAUAGCUUCUACUAUCGUUUCAAAAAUUGUUGUUGCCCCUGCAUCAUUACAAAGCUUUUUAAAUUGAGCUGGAUCAGUGAUUGAUUCACCAUUUUCACGAAACAUUUGGAAACAUUUUUCCUUUAUUUUUGAGACUUGAGAUUUCAAAUUGAUUCUAGCGUUACCAAUUUCUUGUUGCUCAAAAUUAUCGUUUUUCUCCAGUGUCUCAAAAUCAUUGUAUGUUUCUUGUGUGUUAGUUUCUUGUGUGUCAGUUUCUUGGGAGCUUAACAUGAGUUUUUGGCUGGGGUUACUCAGUGUCUCCGUAAUUUCUGAAUCAUUUUCUAUGUCAGAGCUCUCUUUUUCAUAAUUUGGUGUCUCUUUCUUUUUCAAGAUUUGCUUGAAUUGGGCUGUUUCUUGAUGCUGUAAUAGUGUAAUAUUGUAUAUAACUUCCCUACAGUGGUACAAACUCUUUGCUAGUGCUAUGUAUUAAUUUUUUAAAUAAAAAAAUGUACCUUAUCAAAAAACCUGUUCUUUCUUUCAAUUGAAAUUUUCUCAAAACAUUUAUUACAUUCCUCUAAUCCUUUUUACACUUUUCUUUUGUAAGUUUCAAGUUUGAAAGUAAUUACAUCAGAAAAAUCAAUGUCUGUCAAAUGUUUUGUUUGAGACUACUUAAUUGUGAGAAGAGUUGCAAACAAAAUAAUAUAACUUUAAUUUCAAAUCUUUUGUAUUUCCAGAUAAAGAAAAUUACAUAGCUAAUUAAGAACAAUUCCAAAAAAAAUUCAGAUAUCAGUCAUUGACAAAUUACAAGGAGGUAAAUAUAAUAAUCUUGCAUGAUAAGUCCAGUGUAAAUUAAAUUUGGAAUAUCAAAUCACAAUUUUGCUACAAGGGCAACUUACCAGAUACUUCGUAAAUUCACGUUUUUUCUCGCAAUUUUCAAUGCAGAAAACGCAAACGUGUUUAAUUUUGGUUUCUGAGUGGCCAUUCGCCUUGGCUAUCAAUUUAAAUGCCUGAAGCUUCGCAUAUGUCGGAACUUUGAAUACCCUCAAAUCCGCUUCGUUGACUGUACAUUUGUGGCAGCACCACUGCUGAUGCAGUGGGUUGCUGCACUUUCUUCGAAACCUUCCCAUAAUAGAGGAUUUAAACGAGGUGGUAACAACGAUAAUAAUUAGCGACAGUUAGAAAGCAAUUUUCCCGCCAAAAUAUUGCUGAUAACCGGGGGUAAAACAAAUUAAAUCAUUAAUUAAUUAUAUAUUCUUUUAAAUUUUACAACAGAACAUAAAAUAUAUAACCAAAGACUGUAACUGAGUUUUUAAUUUUCAAUGUUGCUUUCCACCAAAGAUAUUCCAUCUUGAUUAUAUCAGAAGUCAGAAAGUCCAACGAUUCCCGUACUAGGUUGCAGCAGCUGCUCGAAAGGCAUCCACCAAAAAAGUUUUUCCUUGAAAAUUAAUCGCUAUGCCAUAAAAAGAUGAGUUGCCUGUUAGCUAGGUAUAAAACUGGCUUUUCGUCUAAACUUGCCGCCAAUUUGUCGCAGAGACCAACUACCAUCUCGAGUGGACUUCGUAAUAACUAAGAGGCUUUCUAAUUUGCAUAAUCACGCCACGAUUAAGAUUCCCUUCCCUCGCACUGGUGCCUUGGAUUUGGGCAGUCCCUCAAUUUCCGCAUCAGAGGGCCGUAUUUUUGAUGGACUGUAAGGGUCAUUAACACAAAUGAAAAAAGACCCGUAUUAGCUAAAGCACAUUUGUAAAAUUGAUCGCAGAGACGAGAUUUCUAGACCUAUUACUUAAAAUUUGGUCUUGUGGGAAGCUGGAUAGAAUGGGCCUAGCCCCCCCCCCCCGAGAGAUAGGAAAAGUUCAACCUAAGAUUUUAGGAAUACUACGUCAAGUUAACUCAAAAGCAGCGGUAGUUUUUUAGUAAAUUUAAUAAACAUUGUAUAUUUUUAUUUUUCGCUGAUUUUAUUUAAUGUAUAUUUUCGUGGCGGCCAAAAAUUCCAGUAGUGGUUUCCCUCCACAGCUAAGGGUGUUUUCGUGACAAAUGUAAACAAACCAUGCAAGAUUCGCGGGAUCUGAUUGGCUAUCAAAUUUGGUAAACAAAGCAUCUUAUUGGACAAAAACGAAAUUCCGCUAUGCUUGCCUGCUCAAUUUAAAGAUUUACCAACAACGAGAUUAAUAAUUGAUUGCACAGAAAUAUUUGCAGAGGUUCAAUCAUCUAUGAAAGCACAGUAACAGACAUGGUCCGAAUACAAGCAUCAUAAUACAUGGAAAGUUUUAAUUGGCAUAUCACCCUCUGGCCUAAUUACCUUUGCCUCAAAGUUAUGGUCUGGUAAGGUGUCUGAUAAAGAAAUCACUCUUAAGUCAGGUGUUCUAGCACUUCUUGAGGAUGGUGAUAACCUAAUGGCAGACCGUGGCUUUUAUGUCAAAGAUAUUCUUCCUCCUGGAGUGACUCUAAACAUCCCACCUUUCAAGGGUACAUGAGCACAACUGACAGCGAAUGAGACAGAAGAAUCUGCUCGCAUUGCUUCUGUACCCUCUAUAUGUACAGUAUACAAUGAUUUUAUCUAAAGAUCAAACACAUACCAAUACUUUUAAGCAUACACAAUGUUACAUCUAUGUAUGUAUAGUAUACAAUGAUAUCAUGUAAAGAUUAAAUACAUACCAAUUCUUUAGAGCAUACACAAUGUUUACUUGAAUACAUAUUUAACUUAUAAAAACUUCUUAAAAGGCUUUAAGAAAUUAUUUUAUUUAUCAUUAUUAUUAUGUUUAGCCAACGAUACUGAACAUUAUUACAAACAGGAUAUUAUUUUGUGUGUGUAUAUCUUAAUAAUAACAAGAAAUUAUUUGAAUUUAUCAAAGUUUUUCCAAUUUCCAUGUAAAUAUAAUUUGAAUUCACGUUUCACUCGCUUAGUGAAAAAUUCAGGAAUAAUUAGCAUGUAGGAUAAAACAAAUUCUUCAUCAUAUUGUAUUGACUCUACAAACAAUGAUUCACUACAAGCAAACCGAACAACAAAAUCAAUACGUUUAAAAACAGCACAAAACAUUUGGCCUUGAACUUGAUAAUAAUAGUAUUGAUGUUUGCGCUUGAUAGUGCCGCCAUUAUUCUCCAAGAAGAACUUCUUAUCUUUGAGUGCAUCCUGAAGAGAGAUUUUGAACUUGGAGAAUGGACAUUUUAUUUCCAAACCCCAUCUUUCAUUGUUAAAAGAAACCAUCCCAUCCAAAAAUGCACCAAGAAAAGGAGAAGAAGAAGAUAAUUGGAGGCCAGUUUCAGAAACAAUGACAUUCGGGCCAUGCUCUUUCAUGUAGAUUGUGUAGAGCUCAAUGGCAUGUCCUUCAAAUUUCUUGCCAUGGCUGGUUGCCAAGGUUGAGAAACACUUGCAAAACAUGGAUUUUGUUUUUGAAGAUGGUUCAACAGUGUUUACGGCAGCAGUGUAGAAGAUUGAGGCUGUUAGUCGAUAAAGGCGAUACUCUAUCCAAUUGCUGUUGGAGGAUUGACCACGGGUCACCUUCUCAAUGUCAGAAAUUUUUUUCAGCAGACAAAGAUAGGCUAUGACAAUAAAUGUUCAUCAUAUCUUUAGAAGAUUGUUUGGAGAUAUCGUAGCACUCAUUGAAAGAGACUGCUUUGGCUAAAGAUGGAUCUUGAGUAUCAGUUCCACUGGUGAAAGCACUGUCACUUGAAGAAGGAAGAUCAGAUUCUGAAGCUGGAUAAAAACCUAAAGAAUCCGCUAUUUGGCAUGAAUUUUAUUAAUUUUGAUUUUGAAAUUUCAAGAUCAUUAAUGGUCACGGUUCAAUGGCUGGUAAUGCGAAUAACCAAAUAUUCAUGGAGCUGCAGAAAAGUGAAAUGGGGUGUUCCACAUAAGUCAGCUAUCCAAGGAAGAUGCUUGCACUGAUCAUAAAUAGCCUCAAAUGUGAAAUCAUUUUCGUGACAAAGUAAGGAGGACUCAUCUGAAAUGUCAUUGGAUUGAGAAUUGAAAUUCUUUGCAUGACAAAAGACAGCAUAUGCACGAAGAAUAAGGUCGGCUUUGACACCGGAAGUUUUCUCCCUGUAUUGUACAAGAAAAUGCUUCAAUUCUUUAAUAGUCAGUGCGCCAAGAUCUUCUAAACAAUCAACUUUCUUUUCCUUUGGCAGCAACAAUUUGAAUGCAUCCAAUUUCAAUGACAAAUCAGGCGUAAAAAAUUCUUAAAUGUAGAAAUAUAUAAUCGACACUGUAGAUGUCCAAAGAGGCCCAAACGUUUGCACAGCCCACUACAUCAGUUGCCUCUACUCCAAGCGCUCCUCUCUCUUUCAAACACCACAUGACGUAAUUGUGAAGGGGGUCCUUUGGGCUUAUACAGCACUUGGGGUGAAAUCAAAAGAAGGGUGCCUCAAGGCUCAAUCCUAGCUCCACUGAUAUCUGUAAUUUUGUCGAUGAUUCCUCCCUUUAUGCAACACAUGUCGAUUUGCAAAACAUUUAAAAAAAGAAACUAAAAAAGAUGCAAUCAACAUCAUCAAAUGGUUUUCAGAUAAUAAAAUGAAGCUAAAUAAGAAUAAAAAUAACACAUAUCGAUGAUGCAGGGUGCUAUAUGUAGCCUUCUUGCAAUAAAUUUUCGAAAAAUGUGCAUUAUCCUCAAAAAGAUGCGAAUUUCUUUAAUUUCGCGGAUUUUUUUGUGUUAUAUGCGGAUUUUGUAUUCAUAUUGAUGAUGCAGAGUGCUAUAUGUAGCCUUCUUGCAAUAAAUUUUCAAAAAAUGUGCAUUAUCUUCAGAAAGAUGCGAAUUUCAAGGUCAUUAUAAAUUAACAAUAAAACAAAGACUAGUUUUUCAUAAUUUUAUCAUAAAACAAAGAACAGUUUUUCAUAAUACAGCUUCAUGGUUGAGACCAGCUCAUAAGAAUCUACAAACAGAUUCAAGCGAAAAAAAUAAUGAACGCUUGACUUCGGCUUGUCUCUCGUUUUUCAGCAGCAAUUUUAUGCAAUGACGGUUAGAGUGUUUGCAAAGGUGCAUGGUAGUCUCUGGCUGACAUCAAACCCAUUUGUUUGUAUGUUUUUUCAUUGCAAACUAUCUAGGACUGCAGGACCAAAAAAGAUGAUUACAUAAAUAAGCUCAGGGUUAGAGGCUCAAUUUCAUAGUCAAAAGUCAUUGGACAUUGACAGAUGGAAAACAAAGUCAAAAGGCAUUUUAUGAUGUGAUGGGGAUAAAGUGUAACCACGUCUUUUGAUUGCCUCUCUUUGAAAUACUGAAUGGCUUCCUGCUUUCUUUUGGGAUUAGGAAAUUGAUCCAAAAGUGAGCCCGGAUUCUUUCUUUCAUAUUUAUUGCUGAUGGUUGCUAGGUCGGUCUUGGCUUCAAACAGCAGUACAUCUUUAUCCUGUUGAAAACCAAAA